AUGUUUACAGGAUUCUACGUUCUAACUGUUGGUGGGUUCGCGGCCGCCGUUGCUAAGGGCCUCAUUGUCAGCACAUAUGGCCUCGCCUACUUCCUGUACGCCCCUCUUCUUUGGGGUUUUACCCGAUUGCCACCAAUCAGGAGGAAUGUGGACAACAGAAUACCACAGCUUGUUAAGAAAUUAAAUGACGUUUAUUACAUUAACCCAAUACAAAACAAGAAGGAUCAUGUAAGUGCCUGCAUCGCCACAGCACAGCAAACCAAGGACAUGAUUCAGCAGCUACCCAAACUCUACGACGUACAAAUGGAAAAUGUAGAUUUACAGCUAGAGAAUAACUACAGAGACAGGCUUAAACAAGUAUAUGGCGAAGUUAAAGCCAGACUGGAUUGCCAGAUGUCGCUAGGAGUGACAAAGGCGGAGCUAGAGAAAGAUCACAUGAUCCAAUGGAUUACAGACCAAGUCGUCCAGAGCAUCACUCCAGAUCUGGAAAAGAAGAACAUCCAGUCAUGCUUGACUCAGCUACAAUCUCUCUCCCAGACAGCCAAGAUAUAGCUAGCCAUCACUCGGAACUGUGUGGGGACAUUACUUUAUAGACAACUGUUGAAACAAAGUGUGUGAAGUUUAUAGUAACAACUCCAAUGUUGCUUUGAAUGAUCUUCAGUACCGUGUAUCGAUUGUGAAUAAAAUCAGUAUACACAGUACUUCAUGAGAAAA
Ostrea edulis (European flat oyster) is the source of this 714-nucleotide messenger RNA. Its product is annotated as ATP synthase F(0) complex subunit B1, mitochondrial-like. Gene Ontology annotation, biological process: proton motive force-driven ATP synthesis. The record is from RefSeq and is a predicted model, not a curated record. Gene Ontology annotation, molecular function: proton transmembrane transporter activity. Bases 1 to 552 code for a protein of 183 amino acids. The transcript has 5 exons. NCBI's taxonomy places the organism in Eukaryota, Metazoa, Mollusca, Bivalvia, Ostreida, Ostreidae.